Pocillopora meandrina is the source of this 588-nucleotide messenger RNA. Lineage: Eukaryota; Metazoa; Cnidaria; Anthozoa; Scleractinia; Pocilloporidae. The record is from the annotation of a GenBank genome assembly.
GAUAUCGCUUUUCUUGUGGACUCAUCUGGAAGUAUUUCGAGUACCAACUACCGAAGAGAGAAAGCCUUUAUUAACGCAGUUGCCAAAAGCUUUGGAAUAUCCAAAGAUAAGUCUCGAGCUGCCCUAGUGCUAUUUAGCAACUCAGCGUCAACAAAGAUACGAUUUGAGGACCAUUCAAGUACAGCGUCCUUUACAGUGGCCGUCGAAGCCCUUCCUCACGAGCGAGGCUUUACUCGCAUCGACCGAGCCUUGGAGGUUGCCACUCGAGAGGUAUUCCCAAAUGCCCGAAAAGGUGUCUAUCAGAUUGCCAUGGUAAUAACAGAUGGAAAACAAACCCAAAUGGAUGAUACGAAAGAUCUUAGGGAGGUGUCCAAACCGUUGCGAAAGGCCGGAGUAAGAGUAUUGGCGCUUGGGGUUGGUUCUGGAGUCGAUGAAAAAGAGCUACGACUUAUAGUCGAGAGGGAUGAAGAUGUUUUACUUGCGAAAUCUUUUACAGAACUGAUCAGCAGAGUUGGAGCAUUGAUCGAAUCUACGUGUAAUCUAGCAGGUAAGAGCUUUUCUUACAGUAAAGAUUUCAUAUACAGGUGA